AAUACAUAGAAGGACACUAGUCGUCAUCCUCUGAGUCAGACGAGCAAAUGACGCGUACGCACGGAAAUUACGAUUUACAUGCGAGUUUCUUUCUUUGUCCGAUAGCACAAUAUUUAAUAAUAAAUAUAGCCCUCGCUCUAUUCCCUACCUCCAUCUAGUCUGAAUCUGCUGCUCAUUAACUUGCACAGCAACAUCCACCAUCUUCCCACUGCACCGGCUUGCGGUGUCCGUAAUUCUGGCUCGAGGGUGCCUACUUGAAUCCGACAUUUUGGGCCACGACAACGGCUCAUUGCUUCCUCUCCAGCACCACCAUCGCGAUCCCCACUGCAGCAGAUUUAGCACUGGCACUAUAAACUUAGCUUGACGUCUCUUCCUCUUCGUUUCGGAAGAUGAGUGAGAGGGGUGAGGGGCACGAAGGUUCGGCUCAGCGUCGAUCUGGUUCGAGCCGCGUUGGGCGACGCAGGAGUCGCCGUCGUUCAACCACACGUGAGGAGAAGGAGUCCAGCUCUGAGGAUAGGGGUUCCGCUGAGGGAUCCUGGAACGUCGACAGAGGACGGUCGAGGACGCGCCGUCCGUCCAACCCAGCGUCAGAGGAGAACCUGCGACGGAGAGGAUACCAUGCGCUGUUCUCGUCCUUCGGGAAGGUCUUCCAUGUCGAGAAACGAUGGAAGAUGGUUCGGGAUAUGGGUUCUGGGGCGUAUGGCGUCGUCAUUUCUGCUGCAGACGAGAUAUCGGGGGAGACAGUUGCGAUAAAACUCGUAACUCGGGUAUUUGAGAAGACAUCUCUUGCAAAACGCGCCUUGAGGGAAAUUACACUACUACGACAUUUUGCGAAUCAUGAGAAUAUCACUGGCUUAAUCGAUGUAGACGCCAUCUCGAAGGAUUUUAAUGAGAUCUAUUUGUUCUUGGAGCCCAUGGAAGCCGAUCUCCAUCAAAUUAUUAAAUCUGGACAGAUGCUUACCAACGAACACAUACAAUACUUUGUAUACCAGAUAUUACGGGGGAUGAAAUAUGUACACUCCGCUUCUGUCGUGCACCGUGACCUAAAGCCCGGCAAUUUACUUGUUAAUGCGGACUGCGAGCUGAAGAUAUGUGAUUUCGGUCUUAGUCGCGGAUUCAAUUCGGGUCCGGAUGAGUAUGCCACACAUAUGACGGAAUAUGUUGCCACGAGAUGGUAUCGUGCGCCAGAGAUCAUGCUAGCUUUCCGACGAUAUGAUACUGCCAUUGACGUCUGGUCCAUCGGCUGUAUACUGGCUGAAUUAUUACUCGGGAAACCGUUGUUUAAGGGUAAAGAUUAUGUUGAUCAACUUAACAAAAUCUUGGACGUCUUAGGUACUCCUGAAGAGAGCGUCUUGACGCGGAUUGGGAGCGAAAAGGCUCAAGCAUACGUACGGUCUCUGCCACGACGCAAAACCGUCCCGUUUUCAAAAAUCAUACCGCACGCUGACCCGCAAGCUAUUGACCUCCUCGACAAAAUGCUCUCCUUUGAUCCCGAACAACGUAUCACAGUCACGACUGCACUUGAGCAUCCAUGGCUGGCUCAAUAUCAUGAUGUGAAUGAUGAGCCUGAUUGUCCUAUCAUCUAUGAUAAGUGGCAGGAAAUCGAGAAACUCGAAACUAUCGAAGACUUCCGGGAAGCCCUAUGGAACGAAAUCCAUGAGUAUCGCAGAGAAGUCCGAAGUAUUGGCAUUGAACUAUCCUAUGCAAGUCGUACUUCGUCACAGCGGAGCGAACCUCGUUCGGUGGAGGGGCUUCCUGCCGAACCUCCCGCGGAGGGCAGGCCAUCCACAAUGCAACCAGAAGACCUUACAGGAGCGGCCCAAACUACUGAAACUAGUUCAUCAACUGCUGUUGAGGGUGUAAUCGGCAACGAAUCUUUCGUUAAAGAGGCCAAAGCUGAACCAGAGAAACCGGGAUCCGAGACUGCCACUGUAACGGCGCACCCGACAGACGUUCCAUCGCCCACAACUGCACCCGCUGCAGCUAUACGACCAGGCAUGGAGAGGCGCGACUCCAUGCGUCCGCCGACGCCAGCGAACAUGAUGAACGAUCCUGUCGUUCAUUAUGCGCGGAGGUCGAGUUUCCUUCAAGAAAGGAGUCUCCACCAACGAGUCGGCUCAGAGGCGUCGGUUUCUCCCGUUCGUCGUGUUCAGCACCAAGAAGGAUUGCCAGUUGCACCGUUUCCUUCUGCGGCGGAUUACGCGUCUAGGGCUCCGUCAGGCACAGCAUCGGGACAGACUGGUACUGUACCCUUCCCAACCACUGGUACGAGUUACUUCGUACCUGCUCGAUCUCGGACGGCGUCAACCGUUGGAGGGGACUAUGGAAUGGGAUUUACUGCGCCCCGCAAGUUGUUGCGUACGCUUAGUACGGUGUCUAUUCACGAGAGUGUUGAAGGUCACGAGGGCGGGCUGGCCGCCAUGGGUCCCAUGGGCAAGGCAAUUAUCGAACGACGUGAGACCGCUGCUGACGCUCCGCCGAGCGAGAUGCCGCGGGACUUCGGCACCGUACGCGAGGAAGAGGGAGAGUAUCGUACUGCGACUGCAAGCGGACGUUCGAGUGCGCAUUUCAGUGGAAAUACUACAAAUAGUGCAGGGCCAGAGUCUGCGCGUAAGCAAGACGAUAAGGGCGAGGGUGAGAGCAAGGCGAGCUUGCCGCGGUCGCCUACGAAAGCGAAGGAGAAUUCGAGUGGAGAGUGCACGCCUGCGAAGAAAAAGGAGAAGCGCUUCAUUCUUUUCUGACUGACUACACGUUUGUUUGUAGAGGAGGGGAGUUCCUCGCCGACCAUCGACAUCAACGCCUUUGCGUCAUCGUACCUGAAGUCCAGCACACGAUCUUUCCUCAUCUUCCUAGCAUCACGAGUCCAUCUACAACGAGACGACGUCAUAGCAUUCACUAGAUAUCUACUUAACAACCAGCCAUUCCUAGCCACCCUCUACUACCCAUUUCGUCCGAUGCUUAUUUACCAAAACUGACAUAGUCAUCAGUGUCACUCACUCCCUUCUGAUAUUUUGUAGAAUAGUAGAGCUUAUGUGUACAUGAUCGUCUGUCGUUUUAUCUCUAAACAAAUUGCUUGUAUGCUCUAAUUAUUCCUCCUUGUGCUUGCU
Messenger RNA from Fomitiporia mediterranea MF3/22, 3107 nucleotides. RefSeq names its product kinase-like protein. Gene Ontology annotation, biological process: intracellular signal transduction; protein phosphorylation. Gene Ontology annotation, molecular function: MAP kinase activity; ATP binding. The transcript is spliced from 14 exons. The coding region runs from base 390 to 2741 and encodes 783 amino acids. Gene Ontology annotation, cellular component: cytoplasm; nucleus. The record is from RefSeq and is a predicted model, not a curated record. Lineage: Eukaryota; Fungi; Basidiomycota; Agaricomycetes; Hymenochaetales; Hymenochaetaceae.